GCGGACUUCACUCAUGGCCGUCAUGGGUCGCGGUCUCGCGGUUGAUUUGAGUGUAAUUAUUUGAAAAUUUUGAGUUUGAGGUAAGUUUGAGGCUCUAUUCGAAUGUAUUAAUUCUUUUUACUAUUCUUUUAAGGUAAGUGAAAGUGUUAUUGUUACUCGAAGAUCACGAAAAAAUUGUACUGGAAUGUCUAUGACCUAUGAAGAAUUUUCCCUGUUUCAUGCUCCAUCCUUGCCGCACUGCAGAGUUCAUGAACAAUAUUGAGAAUUCGAAAAUUAAUCCACUGGUCACUUGGCUCAGUUCAAUUGCUCCUAUGGUCAACUUGAAACUGGAUCAUCGUUACGGAUCCUCUUUCGUGAUUGAUAAAAGUGACAAUCAAUCAACCAUUGAAAAAGCAUGAAAGUUUUAGAAUUAUACAGUGGAAUAGGUGGGAUGCACUAUGCGCUCAAAGGAAGUACUAUUGGUAAUCAAAGUGAAGUUAUUAUGGCAGUUGAAAUGAAUACAGCGUGUAAUGAAGUUUAUCAGCAUAACUUUCCGAAAACGAUGGUAGUAAAUAGGAACGUAUGCUCGCUGAGUGCCACUGAAAUUAAUAAAUUGGGUCCAAAUAUGAUUUUAAUGAGCCCACCUUGUCAACCAUUCACUCGGCAAGGCAAACAGAAAGACUUGGAAGAUAACAGAAAUAUUUCUUUGUUGCAGUUCAUCGAAUUACUUCCAAAUCUGGUUUCUCUUACCUAUAUACUACUAGAAAAUGUUAAAGGAUUUGAGGAAUCAGAGACCCGCAAAAAAUUAGUAGCUGCGCUUCGUAAAGCUAAAUUUACGUACAAAGAAUUUUUGUUAAAUCCUCGCCAGUUCGCAAUAUGUAACAGUCGUUUGCGAUAUUACCUUUUAGCGAAACGAACAUCUCGGACAUACGAAGAUGCACCUAAUGAUGUAAUACUCGAUGUACCGAAAGAAUACGAAAACGAUUUGAAAAUGAGACUUAAUUCUCACGUUCCCUCGAAGAUUGAAGAAAUACUACAAUAUAAAAACACAUGUGCCGAAUGGGAUUCAUUUUUAGUGACUUCCAAAAAUGUUAAUAAAUAUUACUCCGCUGUGGACAUCAUCACCGCUGAAGAUGAAAAUUCGUGCUGUUUUACUGGAGGUUAUACUCGUUACUUGAAGGGCACUGGUUCACUGUUGACAAAACUGACUAAGAAUGAAUUAGUUCAAUUUCAAUUGAAAUUUUGUAAUGAUGACGUUUAUCGUGAUAGAGAAAAUUCUGAAAAUAAUACGCUUGAUUUUUUUAAACUGUUACAUUUAAGAUAUUUUACACAGAAGGAAGUUGCUCGGUUGAUGACUUUCCCUGAACAAUUUAGUUUUCCGUCUCAUAUCACUGAAAAGCAAAAAUAUAAAAUGUUGAGCAAUAGCAUUAAUGUGCAUGUAGUAUCGUUUUUAAUUUCUUAUUUGAUGGAAUAUUUUCCUGAAUAAAUGAUUGUAAGAAAUUAGUU
This is a messenger RNA of Planococcus citri (citrus mealybug), 1485 nucleotides long. It is a transcript of the gene Mt2, whose product is annotated as methyltransferase 2. The record is from RefSeq and is a predicted model, not a curated record. Lineage: Eukaryota; Metazoa; Arthropoda; Insecta; Hemiptera; Pseudococcidae. The coding region runs from base 395 to 1465 and encodes 356 amino acids. Gene Ontology annotation, molecular function: methyltransferase activity. Gene Ontology annotation, cellular component: nucleus. The transcript is spliced from 6 exons.